This is a messenger RNA of Oncorhynchus gorbuscha (pink salmon), 3437 nucleotides long. Its product is annotated as adherens junction-associated protein 1-like. Bases 844 to 2028 code for a protein of 394 amino acids. NCBI's taxonomy places the organism in Eukaryota, Metazoa, Chordata, Actinopteri, Salmoniformes, Salmonidae. The transcript is spliced from 6 exons. Gene Ontology annotation, cellular component: cell-cell contact zone; cytoplasmic side of plasma membrane; plasma membrane. Gene Ontology annotation, molecular function: beta-catenin binding. The record is from RefSeq and is a predicted model, not a curated record.
GGAAAGGCACGGUGUGAUAAUAUUGCACUCUCUCUCUUCAAAUGACAAGUGCUUAUUUUUCCCUAUACCGCUUACCACACGCAACAUCUCGCGCUGACGCGCUCACAGACUCUCUUCCAAAAUAACCCGUUCUCUCACCAAGUCUCCUGUUUCUUUUUUAAAACAUUUUAACCUAGUACUUACAUUCAUUUAUUCAGAGAUGUGCGAAAUGUGGAAUUUUGGCCAACGGUGACCUAUCAGCAUUUCGAAAUUCUUCGGCGCAUAUUUUGGGGAUUGACUGUUAUAACCGUCCAAGCUGGGUACAUUUCCUGAUGUUUUGCUAUGCUCUGCUUCUCAAUAAUGUAGAAAAGUGCGUGGUCAUUUUCAGCGCCGAAUCCACUGAGGAUGCCAACGAAUCACCUUGCCUCUCCGGUGUUCUUUUUCAUAGCUUUUUGACUGUCUAGUGGAGUAAAUUCGAUGAUUUAUAUAAAGACAAAGUUUGACCGACACAAGUGGUCAGAGGACACCUUUUGGUAAAAGCACAGUGGACCACCCGUCCACGGACUCGGUGCGUCCUUAUCAACCUUAUCAAAUGAAUGGGAAGAUAAUUGCCAAGUUAGAAUAAGCAAGCAACGUCCAAGAUAUUUGCAUAUUCUCUCCUUUGGUGGUGUAAUAUCAGGCUUGACAUCACAUAUGGAGUAAUUGUGUAUGCGCAAUGUUGAAGGAUAUAGCCUUAGAAUGUUUGCAUUAAUGACAUUUGGAGUAAGGUUCGUCAUUUGAGUGUAUUAGCCACUAUCGACUUUCGUGGAAGCCAUCUAAAUGGGAGAAUACCUGAAGAACUGACUCGAAAUUGUUGUCGAGAAAAUGUGGAUAAAACGGUGUAUUGCACGCAGUCAGAUGUCGGCUUUACGGCCGGGGAGCUGUGUAGGGCUUCGGGUGUGGAUCCUCCUGGCCAUGACCCACCUCACCCUGGAUUUUUCCCUGUGUAGCCCCCUCAGUCAGGGCCUAGGAAUCAAGCUCAUCCCCAAACCUGUGCCUCGUCCCCGGCCCCGCUCGGCACCCCUCUGGGAUACUCCCAACAUGCUCCAUUGGAGGACAGUGAGGCCGCCGGCGCGCCGUCUCCUCAACCCCGUCCCACCGCCAGCCAAUAUGGGAGGGCCAGGGCCAAAGUUCAGGGGUCAAAAGCACAGGAGACUGGCACAUAAAGGACAGCCAUGUAAGGAGUGCUGGUUGAAAUACACAUCCACCGAGGUGGGAGAUUUAGCAGCGGUGCUAGAUCUUCCCAUGGGGCACAAAACAGACGUGGUGAGGUUGUUACUGAGGGCGAGGAGGCAGCUGAAAUGGGACAGCGAUGACAAAUCUCAGGACGGCAGGACCACGACGGUGGCCGGAUAUAUCGACUGGGGACCCACGGGGACAGAGGACAACUUUGAGAAUGGUGAGGGUAAAACGGCGGCCAACUCCACACUGUCCACCAAGGCCUUGACCACUGCCAUGGCCACCACCACCACCACAACCACCAAGAGCCCCCAGAGGACGUUCGCAGUGGUGACCACCCCUCACCCCAGAAGGCUGAGCACCACCAAGGCCAGUGUCAGUCUAGGGGAGACUGUCAAACCACCAAAGCCAUAUGGAGACACAUCAGGUCUGGCAGUUCACCAGAUUAUUACAAUCACUGUGUCUCUCAUUAUGGUCAUCGCAGCCUUGAUAACUACACUUGUCCUUAAAAACUGCUGUGCACAGUCGGGGAAUGGCCGUCACAGUAGCCAUCAGCGGAAGAUCCACCAGCAGGAGGAGAGCUGUCAGAACCUGACCGACUUCACCCCUGCCCGCGUGCCCAGCAAGGUGGACAUUUUCACCGCCUACAACGACAGCUUGCAGUGCUCGCACGAGUGUGUGCGCACCGCCGUGCCCGUCUACACGGACGAGAUGAUCCAGCAGACCCCUAUAUACAAGACCACCUACAAUGGAAAUAGACCUUCUCCCACUGAAAGGCAGCUGAUUCCUGUGGCCUUUGUGUCAGAGAAGUGGUUUGAGAUCUCCUGCUGACCAGUUGAAGUCUUUUUCAUGUCACGUGGGUGGAAUAGACUUCCUGUAUUUAUGCUCUGAACACCCAUUGGUAAACUUUUCCAACCAUGAGAAAGAAGUGACUCAAACAAUGGCCAAUUUUGUAAGAUAGUGGAAACUCUCUCUCUCUGGACACUGAUGAAGAUAUUUAUUUUUCUAAAAAUUAUGACAAACCGAGCAGCCAUACCGCUGCCACUUCAUAAUAUUAUCCAGAGACCUGUGGUAGUUUAGAUAUGUAGUUAGAGUUAAUGUGUAGCUAUAUUACUGGAUGUGCAGGAGAAGACCAUUGACGUCAGCGACACCUUGAAGAAGACUAGCUGCCUUGGAGAGCUAGGAGACUCUGAGACGAUACUCACAGUGGAAGAAACUGAGCUGUAUUACUGAACAAUGUGCCAAUAAUGCCACUAUGUGCCACAAUCUGUACAGAAGGAACUUUCAACAACAAUGUAUGGACAACUAAAAUAUUGCUAUAUUAACUCUGUAUCAAACCAACUCCAUCUUUUUUUUAAAGAAAAGUGAAGAAAAAAAAUGUUAUAAGUAUUUGAAUAUCUUUUCUGAUGUAGUUUUAAGAAUUGUGUUGCAAAGUCCCAAAAAUGUUUAUUAUAUGAAGCACUAUUCAUUGAGGCCAAGAAGAAAAAAAAGAAUAAUGGUAAAUGCUUUAUCCAACACUUACAUUUAAGGCAUUGUUUAAGGUCCCAUUUUAAAACCAGAAUAGUCUGUCUAUUUUUAUACAUAAAAAGAGGUCAGUCACAACCCAAGCAGUGCAGUUCCCAUGCCACACAAUGUUUGGACUGUUAAUGACGUGCCGCUGUCCAAUCAGAUAUUAAAGCAAAGGGGACGAUUUCAAAACACGUAUCGAAUCCAAGCCCAGAUUAAUUCCCCAUUCGGUAUGACCUAUUUCUCAGUGGUUUUUGAUUGUGCUUACUACUUUUCUUCAAAACUUCUGUCUCGAUGGCUGUUCGAACAGUGCAUACCCUAUAUCCUGUUGUGGUCAGUUCAAUCUGAAUGGUUAUCCAGAUAGCUAAGGCAAAUAGAGAGGAUUAGCAGUAUGUUUACAUAUACACUGCCUCAGGUCAUGUCUAAUAUAUAAGUCUUCAUUUCCUCUUCCAUCCCAAGCAUUAUUCACAAGUGAUAAGACAUGAUAAGUUACUAUGAGUGGUGGUAGGAUAUGAGCAGUACUGCACAAGGGUGUCAAUUUAGAAUUAACUUGUAAGAAUAUAAUUAUUCUAAUUUUACAAUUACGGUUAGUAAGAAAUAUUGAAUAUCUCCUUUCAACUACAGUGCAUUCGGAAAGUAUUCAGACCCCUUAACUUUUUCCACAUUUUGUUAUGUUACAGCCUUAUUCUAAAAUUGAUUUUUAUCCCCCCUCCUCAAUCUACACACAAUUAUGA